Molecule: messenger RNA, 2169 nt
Organism: Arabis nemorensis
Lineage: Eukaryota; Viridiplantae; Streptophyta; Magnoliopsida; Brassicales; Brassicaceae
Source: the annotation of a GenBank genome assembly
AUGGGAUGUUCUCAUUCGAAAUUAGAUGAUGAUGAAGCUGUUCAGAUCUGUAAAGACAGGAAACGUUUCAUCAAACAAGCAGUGGAACAUAGGACUCAGUUUGCUUAUUGUCACAUUGCUUAUAUCCAGUCUCUGAGGAGAGUUUCAGAUGCUCUUCGUGAAUACAUCGAAGGAGACGAGCCACACGAGUUCUCGUUGGACACAUUCGUCACUCCAGUGAAGAGAAUUAACAGCUCAGGCCGCUUGAUCGAGACAUCUCCUUCUUCCAGAAUGAUUGAGAACAAGUCAGAGUCGAAAAUGGAAGUUAAUUACUUGAUGGCUAGUGGAACCAGACCCGUUCGGGUUGAAGAAAAGCCUCCUAGAUCACCUGAGACUUUCCAGGUUGAGACUUAUGGAGCAGAUAGUUUCUUCGGGAUGAACAUGAACCCGGUGAACUCGCCUGUGUGUCACAAUAUACCGCCUCCUUCGCCACAGAACUCUCAUUGGGAUUUCUUUUGGAAUCCAUUCUCUUCACUGGAUAAUUACGGAUACAGUUAUGAUAAUAGGAAUGGUAUGGACGAUGAGAUGAGACGGUUCAUGCGCGUUCGUGAGGAAGAAGGAAUUCCUGAUCUGGAAGAAGAUGAAUCUCCAAGGUUUGAGGAUCAUAACAUGAAAGCAACAGAAGAUUGUAAUGGAGGUAAAAUAAAUCAAGAAGAUAAAGUAGAAGAUGUAAAUGAGGACUCCACAGACAGUAGAUACGAGACUGAGAAUGAGAGGUACAUGAACUGCAUUGGAACUCAAGAACGGCAAAGUGUUGAGGUGUCCAGAGGAGGAAUUUCAGGGCAUGUAGUUACAACAGAUGAUGAUGCAAAAGGAGAGACACAUGGCUUCACUGUGUACUUGAAUCGAAGGCCAACGAGCAUGGGAGAAGUUAUUAAAGAUCUUGAAGAUCAGUUUGGGAUAAUAUGUACCGCUGCUAAAGAAGUAUCGGGUUUAUUGGAAGCUAGUCAAGCUCAAUACACAGCCUCUAAUGAGCUCAGUGCCAUGAAAAUGGUGAACCCAGUAGCUUUGUUCCGCUCAGGCGGCUCAUCAAGAUCUUCUUCCUCAUCAAAAUUCUUGAUCAGCUCUUCUGGAGGUUCUAGGGAGAGCAGAUUUGAGAGCUGCAGUGAUUUUUCUGAAGACUCUUGUAUGCUUUCAGGUAGCCAUCAAUCAACAUUGGGCCGACUAUACGCGUGGGAGAAAAAACUCUAUGAUGAAGUUAAGUCCGGAGAACGGGUACGGAUUGCCUAUGAGAAGAAAUGUUUGUUGCUGAGGAAUCAUGAUGUGAAAGGAGCCGACUCUUCCGCGGUUGAUAAAWCAAGMGCUACAAUAAGAGAUCUACACACUCAGAUAAAGGUUUUCAUACACUCCAUCGAGUCUAUCUCCGAAAGGAUUGAGACUCUUCGCGACCAAGAACUGCUUCCGCAGCUUCUUGAGCUUCUUCAAGGAUUAAGUCGGAUGUGGAAAGUGAUGGCAGAGUGUCACCAAAUACAGAAGCGAACACUGGACGAAGCCAAGCUAUUACUUGCAACCAUGCCUAUUAAACGUGACAAGAAGAGACAACAGACUUCACUACAUGAGAUCAACUCUCAGAGAUUAGCUCGAUCAGCUUUGAAUCUCGUGGCUCAGCUUCGAAACUGGAGAGCCUGCUUCCAAGCAUGGAUCACGUCCCAGAGAUCCUACAUGCUGUCUUUAACCGGCUGGUUACUCAGAUGUUUCAGAUGUGACCCUGACCCAGAGAAAGUCACCUUAUCUUCUUGUCCUCACCCGAUAUACGAAGUCUGCAUCCAGUGGUCAAGGUUGCUUAAUGGGUUGAAUGAGAAGCCAGUGCUAGACAAACUCGAUUUCUUUGCCUCUGGAAUGGGUUCAAUCUAUGCUCGUCAGCUUAGGGAAGAAAAUCCCUAUCAGGGAAGAAAUGGUUCGAGGACGGAGAGCAUGGAGAUUGUUGAAGCUGACAAGAUGGAAGAGGAGAAGAUGAUGAACGCUGAGAAAUUGGCUGAGGUUGCAAUUAAAGUACUCUGCCAUGGAAUGUCGGUUGCAGUGAGCUCACUCGCUGAAUUUUCCAUCAGCUCGGCUGAUGAACACUCAAAGCUCGUUAGCCAUCCAGAGGACGCCAAGCCAAUGCAGCAUCCGGAGCAAACCGGGAUGUAA